Schistosoma intercalatum is the source of this 1834-nucleotide messenger RNA. The record is from the annotation of a GenBank genome assembly. NCBI's taxonomy places the organism in Eukaryota, Metazoa, Platyhelminthes, Trematoda, Strigeidida, Schistosomatidae.
AAAGGAGUGUUGGCCGUCAUGGCAACCGAGUUAAACGUUUUUACGACAACAAGAUGACUUCAAAUCCCUUUCUUUUACCGAAAUUUGAAAAUAUAUUUGAGUUGAAAGAUACAAAAAAGGAAGAAAAACUUAAGAGGACAAAAGAACUUGCAAAGUUGAAAGUUUAUCAAAAGAUUCAACUUCAUAAGAAAAAAAAAUCAAGAAGGUCAAUUCUGAAUGAAUUAAAACCAGUAAAUGAAACGAAUACCUCGGAUGCCAAUAAUGUGGCAUUUAUAUUGCAGAAGACAAAAAGGCAGUUUACUGACAGAGAAACUAGAGACCAGUUUAUUGCUAAUAGGAGAGAAAUGUUUUUUCUAGAGUACCUUAUCGCAGUACAGCGCUCAGAGCUAAAAAGGCUGGAGGAAUUGGCAUCACAUGAAGAUCUCAAGCUUGAGCUUGCAGAGCAAUGUUUGGAACAAGACGCGGCCCUUUUUGACGAAUUCCUCAAGGAAAACGACAAGAGUUCCGUGGAAGCAGUGGCUAACUCUGAACAGGAGUCUCGCAAACGUGCUAUGAUGGUUGAUAGAAUUAAACAGUUGACAAUACACAAAUCACAAAUCAAUGCAGAAAUCACUAAACUGAAAGAAACUGUAAAGGAUUAUAAAUAUUUUAAGGCAUUUCUUGAACGUCUGAUUCCAGAACCAUACAAUUCACAAAGGCAAACAAUUAGAGAUGAUAAAAAGCAACUCAAAUAUAAGCAGAAAUCCCAACUUCAAAACAUAACUUUAAAACCAUCAUCAAUAGCUUCAAAUGAAAAUUCAGUACGAAGACCAUCAUUUGUCAUUACUAAACGAUCAUCAUUGAGACCAACAACAAAUAAAACAUUAUCAGUGGAGUCGAAACUUUCAAGACAAAUUACACCGUAUGAAAGUUCUAGUAGUGAAGACAGUGAUGAAGAAGUUUACUUUAAGGAUCCAAUUCAAAUAUUAACUAUCUUACGUGACUUAGAAGAGACAAAUCUACGUUUAAUUCAACACUGUCAAGAGUCAGAUGAUUCAGUUGAAAUAUUACGUAAUCAGGUGAAUGAAACUGUGGAUAAUUAUGAGAAAGAUAUACACAUUUUAUCACAACACCAGACAUUUCUUAAAGGUGCUAUUGAUGCAGAACAAAACAAGACUCAGUAUUUCAGUUUAAGUAUGAGUGAUUUUUUAUUUGCCGGUUAUAAUUCAGAACAACAGAAGUUAGUUCUAAAUGAUUUACAUGAGAUUAUUACAGAAGUGUAUCGUGAUACAAUAAGAAAAUCAGAUACACCUUUAAGUUCAAUACAAAUGUUAUAUGAAAUUGAAGUGAAACUGACUGAUUUACUUGAAAUACUACAAACUUUACCUGAAGAUGAAGUUAAUGAAGUAAAACAAGCUAAAGAAAUUGAACAUAGGCAACAAAUUAAAGAGGAUAAAAAGUAUCAACAGCGUUUAUAUCAAGAGGAACGUAUACAAAAAGCAUUAGAACGUGCUAAAGCUGCACCGAAAAAACAAACUGGGCGUAGAUUAAUGACUCGAUCACAACCUCCUGUUAUACAUAAAUCAGAUGAUGGAAAACUUGAUGCAAAAGCUAAAGAAAUGAAAGAAUUGGCAUUCCUUUUCGAAUAAGAUUAUGUUUAUGAAAUGGGGGUCUUGUUUAUUCUUGGCAUAAAAAAUAUAUAUACUAUGUCAAUUUAAAUAUUUCAAAAUAUAUUUUAAACCUAAUUGAUAUAUAUAAAUAUGUAUUAAAUAAUUAAAGAAUCGACUAACCUAUCUAAUUUCUUUUUCUUUUUGUUAACAUACGCUUAACAGUACAUUACAGAAUUCGAUCUAGU